Peronospora matthiolae is the source of this 726-nucleotide messenger RNA. The record is from the annotation of a GenBank genome assembly. NCBI's taxonomy places the organism in Eukaryota, Oomycota, Peronosporomycetes, Peronosporales, Peronosporaceae.
AUGGUACACCUUGUGGCUGUACCAGAGACAAUCACGGCAAGUGGCUGUGCUUGUGUCUUUAUUGACACCAUCUUCCGACUUCAUGGGUUGCCCCGUGAACUCGUAUCAGACAGAGAUCCACGAUUCACUGCUGAUUUCUGGCGUUCCGUGUUCAAAUCACUCGGAACGCGCUUGAAGAUGUCGACAUCUGAUCAUCCAGAGUCAGAUGGUCAGACGGAACGUGCCAAUCGUGUCCUUGAAGAGAUACUUCGAGGAUACGUACACUCCUUUAAGAGUUGGAGUGAGUUUUUGCCGAUGGUAGAGUUUGCCAUCAACAACUCGGUGCAUGCGUCCACGACACAUACACCGUUUUACGUGAAUGGCUUGCGCCAUCCGCGUGUACCCACCUUACUAGAGUGUAACUCUGGUUUAAGGGGGGGAGGGACUCGCGCGAGCAAAAACCGAUUUGGUUCACGCUCAUCACGCUCUGACGAGGAAGUCAUUGCGUUUGAUGCCGAUAUCGAUAACAUCGAUAUCGAAGAAGAUGAUGCCAGUGAGAGUGCGGAAGCCCUCACUGAAGACAAUGAUGCCAGUGAGAGUGCGGAAGCCCUCACUGAAGAAAAGGUUGUUGUUGCUGCAGUGCGCUCACAGCACACUGAAGCUAACGAGUCAUCAGAUGAGUUCAUACUGGCUCGUGAAACGGUAGUCCGUUUUGUGCAAGACUCCAUCGCCGAAGCGGUGACUUAG